This is a messenger RNA of Eremothecium gossypii ATCC 10895, 411 nucleotides long. RefSeq names its product import motor complex subunit PAM16 (gene PAM16). The record is from RefSeq and is marked provisional. The coding region runs from base 1 to 411 and encodes 136 amino acids. NCBI's taxonomy places the organism in Eukaryota, Fungi, Ascomycota, Saccharomycetes, Saccharomycetales, Saccharomycetaceae. The transcript has a single exon. Gene Ontology annotation, biological process: protein import into mitochondrial matrix. Gene Ontology annotation, cellular component: TIM23 mitochondrial import inner membrane translocase complex.
AUGGCACACCGUGUUCUAGUUCAAGUUAUAUUCACCGGCGCGCGCGUCUUCGGACGUGCAUUCACAGAGGCUUAUAAGCAGACCGCAGCUCAAAUGGCAAAGCAAGGGACCAGCUCCGCUGCACGUUCGCAGGGGGGUAUGACCAACGAGUACGGUGGCAUUACGCUUGACGAGAGUUGUAAAAUCCUCAACAUCGAAGAAAACGGUCCCGAAAUGAACCUCGACAAGGUGGAACAGCGCUUCAAGUAUCUGUUCGACAUCAACGACAAGGAGAAGGGCGGGUCGUUCUAUCUGCAGAGCAAGAUCUACCGCGCCGCGGAGCGUCUAAAGUGGGAGCUGGCGCAACGAGAACAAGCGGACAAGGGCGCAAGCGCGCACCCGCAGGACCAGCAGCCCGGCCCGCAAAACUAA